AUGAUCAGCUUCAUCCUAGCUCUUUGGAGCCUCGCGAUUACGCAAAGGGCGACAGCUUGGGAUAUUUCUCAGAUAGAGAAUUACGCCGACUCGAUAAAGACUGUUGACUACAGCUCUCGCUCGCGCUCGGACGUUUUGCAUCCCAGCACCUUCGACAGCCUCUUGGACACUUGGAAAAGACAACAGAAGGUCUUUGCGUCUGCCAAGGCGUCACGCUGCCCAUCCCUUUGCAGCGAUGUCGGCCCCUACCCUGAAAAGUGGGCAGUUUAUGCCGACCUCGAUCGCCUGAAGGCUUGCAACGAAACGUUGUUAUUCGGCGUCAACAUCUUCAACAAUCUUCCUGAUGGUGUCGCCAGGACCAGCAUCAGGGUAUGCACAGCAGACUUUGAUAGGUCGCCGCCUUCAUCUAGAAGAGAUGGUAAUGCUUCGCCUGAGAGCCGUCCAUCGAACGAGCAACUCGUCACUUCUGCCAUCCGUCUAGCCUUGGGCGGUAAAAAGGCCGAGGCAUAUUUGACGGAUGAUGUGAUGGCUGCCGGCCGGCAGAUUAUCAAUUAUGUCAACAACAAACCCACAGUCAACGGAAACCAACCCACUCUCGCACUUGUCUCGGUUCGCGACAAUGUUAUGAUGGGAGUUUACACAGGACACCGGGCCCGCCAGCAAGGUAUUCAUGAAACACUGCUCGAGAAGGUCCUCGCCGAGGUCCAGCAGAACGGGGCCUCCGAUUCCAUGCUCAUGGAGCUUUGCGACAACGACUUUAAGCGCGGCGCUGACUACAUUGUGGGAGUUGCAGCUAGCACUGUGGGCAACUUCUCGUUCGUGCAAGAGGCUGCGAUCACAUGGGCCUGUGGGAAAUGUAUGACAGACGAUACUGUGAUGACAGUCCUGCCAAAGGUAUAUUCCGGAGUCACAUGGAACGUUCUCAACGUCUCUCCCAACUUUACCUCGUCCGUCAACAAGAAGACAAUGACACAAGACACCCCCAAAUCAAGGCAUGAUGGAACCUGUAUCACUCGGCAGGCUGUCUCUGGAGAUUCGUGCGCAUCUCUGGCAGCCAAGUGCGGCAUCUCGCCUCCGGAUUUCACCAAGUAUAAUAGCUACGACAAAUCGCUUUGCUCCAAACUGGUGCCAGGACAACAUGUUUGUUGUAGUAAAGGUCGUCUUCCCGAUUUGAGGCCUAAACCCGGCAAAGAUGGUGUCUGCCACGUUUAUACGACGAAUGGAGGGGACACAUGCUCCACCAUUUCCGCAGCACAUGGUCUGGAGGCGUCCGACAUCGAAAAGUUCAACAAAAAGACUUGGAACUUCCCUGGUUGCAAGAAUCUCUGGGCCCAUAUCAAAAUUUGCCUCAGCAAGGGUGAUCCUCCGAUGCCUGCAGAGAUAGCUGUAAGUCUUCAGAGUCAAUCUACCAGAACCACAUGGGAAGACGCUAAUCAGUCUCAGGUACCGGGUACAAAAAGACCCAAACGAGGCACCGACCUGGCCGACUUGAACCCAUGUCCUCUCAAUGCCUGUUGUAAUAUUUGGGGCAACUGCGGUGUGACUGCCGAGUUUUGCACUGAAUCGAAGUCCGAGUCCGGAGCCCCGGGGACAGCUGCUCCAGGGGAAAACGGGUGUAUCUCUAAUUGCGGAGUCGAAAUCGUCAAGAGCGAUGCUCCUGAGAGGCCGAUACGGAUCGGUUACUUCGAGGCAUGGAAUGCUAACAGACCUUGCCUCAACAUGCGUGCCGAUCAAAUAUCUACGGACGAGUACACCCAUAUUCAUUUUGCAUUUCCCAACGUGACGGAAGACUUCAAAAUCAACGUCUCCAAUAUUCAGAAAGAAUUCGAUCGAUUCAAGAAGCUUACGGGGGUGAAGAGGGUUGUCUCUUUAGGUGGAUGGGCUUUCAGCAACGACGCAGCCACGGUCCAUAUUCUGCGAAACGCUGUUCUCCUACAAAAUCAAGUCACAUUUCAAAGAAACAUCGUCGACUUCCUUGAAGAGCACGAACUUGACGGUAUUGAUCUCGAUUGGGAGUAUCCGGAGGCUAUGGAUAUCGACGGAACUCCGCCUGGGAGUGAACUUGAAGGAGACCUCCUAGCUGUUUUCAUAAAACGGCUAAGGAAAUCCAUGCCAGAAGGCAAAAGCAUUUCCUUCGCGGCGCCAUCAUCAUACUGGUAUCUCCGAGCAUACCCCAUAGAGGUCAUGGCACCGUUCGUCAACUAUGUGGUGUACAUGACCUACGAUCUCCACGGUCAAUGGGACCAUGGAAAUGCCUUCACCUCCCCCGGAUGCCCUUCUGGAAACUGCCUUCGAUCCCACAUCAAUAUGACAGAGACCAUAACGGCUUUGUCUAUGUUAACCAAGGCCGGCAUGCCUUCCAACAAGAUCGCGGUGGGCAUAACAAGCUACGGACGGUCCUUCCAUAUGGCGGAGAAGAACUGCUAUUCGGAGUGGUGUCUCUUCACAGGCACGAGGGUCAAGUCCGAGGCGACCCCCGGAAUUUGCACUGGCGAGCCGGGCUAUAUCGCAAACGCCGAGAUCGAAGAGAUGAGGGAACAAUACUUGACCCACAUCAAGUCCGACCUAUUGGCGGACAUCAUCGUUUACAACGAUACCGAGUAUGUUUCUUACAUGACGGAUGAGCACAAGACCGCACGCAAGGCGCUUUACGAUAUGUGGCAUAUGGCUGGCACUAGCGACUGGGCAGUCGAUCUUCAGUCAUCUUCUUACGACAACUAUUAUAACGAAGACUACGUAUCCGAGCCUCUCGCGAAAUGUGACGGCACCUACGACAACAUCGACGACGUUCACAACGACAAGGCAACAUCCCGAACCACUGCAUCAACAAAUACGUCAUCGGGGCUCUGGGCAAGAUGCUUAAGAAGGCCGUCGGGCGGUAGCCUCGUUGAUUAUGCGUACCUGCCUUUUGAUAAAUCCCCCGGGCUAUUAACUAAGAUCGUGCUUAAGGUCAAGGACGAGGACAAGCUCAAGAAGUUCAUCCUAGAGGAAUAUACCAUUGACUGGGACAACAUUGAGUUUGUCGAAAUUUCUUUAGAGGAUAACGGGAGCGGCCACGGCUGCAAUCUUGGCCCAUGCGGCAUGUAUUUUAUCGCGGGCGUGCCGCGUCUGAAAAGGAACGCCGACGUCCCGAAUCCCAAAUCCUCCGUCGCGGAGUCCAUCUCAAACCUCCGUAAGCUUCCAGACGUCCUCCUAGACACAGCCAAAGACAUCAACGAUCUCCCUGCCGACUCCUCCCCCGAAGACGUCAUCGACGGGGCCAUGCUGCCGGUGUUCAUGGUCAUGACGGCGACGGAGGCGAUGAACCAAGUUGCCGACAUCGGGGAGGAGCUGGAGGAGGCCGAGCGCAAGUGGAUCAUUGGCAUGAUCGUCACGGCGAUCCUCUUCGUCAUCCCAGCCAUCGGUAGCGCGCUGACGGCGGUGACGGGAAUCGCCAUGAUCGCCCGCGUCGCGACGCUGGCGGCGGAGGCCGGCAACGCGGUGUACGGCGCGAUUGACAUUGCGGAGAACCCGGAAAACGCCGUCGCAGGCAUCUUCGGCAUCGUUCUGGGUAUUGCCGGCGUCGGGUCCGCGGUCAAGGGGGUCUGGAAAGAAGCGGCAUCAUUGCGGCGUGGCUUCAAGGCGGCUGACCUUGCGAGUCUGGGCGGAGGUGUGAAGAGUAAGGUUGACUUGGUGGACUCUAUGGUCAAGGUAUGUCGGAUCAAGUCAUAA
Molecule: messenger RNA, 3711 nt
Organism: Colletotrichum costaricense
Lineage: Eukaryota; Fungi; Ascomycota; Sordariomycetes; Glomerellales; Glomerellaceae
Exons: 6
Coding region: 1-3711 (1236 amino acids)
Biological process (GO): carbohydrate metabolic process
Molecular function (GO): chitin binding; hydrolase activity, hydrolyzing O-glycosyl compounds
Source: RefSeq, a predicted model, not a curated record